Messenger RNA from Seminavis robusta, 417 nucleotides. Lineage: Eukaryota; Bacillariophyta; Bacillariophyceae; Naviculales; Naviculaceae. The record is from the annotation of a GenBank genome assembly.
AUGAGCAAUCCUAGUAGAGCUCAAGAACCAGCAAUACGUCUUCCUCCCACGAUUUCGCUCUGCAUUGAUGCACAGCGUCAACGUUUCCCAGGGUUGCUGCACAUGGUGCUAUCCAGGGCAUCUUCCGGUAUUGAUCCAGAGACAGAAGCUAUUGUGUCCUUUCAGGAUCAUGGCCGGGCCUUCAGGAUCCACAACCAAGAGCAGUUCUGUGAAAGAGUGCUACCAGUUCUCUUCUUGGAAGCAAUGUCAUGGAAUGACUUCUUGGAGCAGCUCAGGCGAUUUGGUUUCCGGCGUCUAACCAAUGCUGGUCCAGAUCAAGGAGGUACGCUUGCAGAACACAUUGUGUACAAUGAGACGGAGAUUGCUCCCUUGGAUCGACCUGGUCCAAACUUGGCCUUGAUUCAUCCGACUCCCUAG